UCGGUCAAAUGUCAGGUAUGGUGGAUGCUUUGCUCGAAAAAGAAGAUGGAAUAGUGCUCAGUGAUAACGACGUGUCAUUAAUAGCGUCAUUAAUCAACGUUACAUGCAUUUUCGGCUUCGGUGUGGUGGCCAUUCUCGGAGAGAAGAUUGAUCGGAGACAUACCAUCACAAUCCUCACUGUACCAGUUCUCAUCAGCUACAUCAUGGUGUAUUUUGGGAAGGAGAAAACGAUUUUCUUUAUAUCCAGAAUUAUCGUUGGCGUCAGCUAUGGAGGCAUUCUCGUAUUGACAAUAGUAACUAUGGCCGAGUAUACAAACCCAAACAAAAGGGCCAUAUGUGUUAAUUACAUCUCGUCUAUAGGACCAUCGCUGGGAACGAUGUUGGGGCAUGUUUUAAGUAUUUUAUUACAUUGGAGAACGGUGGCAUUAAUUGGAUUAAUACCAACUGGUUUGUCCGCCGUCUUACCAAUGUUCUGGAUUAAAAGUCCAUCAUGGCUCGCUAGUCAGGGCAGAUUUGAGGAAUGUAAAGAAGCGUUCAGAUCGAUACAUGGAACAGGCAAAGAAGCUGAAGAAGAGCUUCAAUUAUUAGUAGACACCGAAAGGAAAUCCCAAAGCAAAGUUAAAGCGGGUCAUAACUUAGGUAAAACAAUAGCCAAGUUGAGACAAUCUAUGAAGAAAAAAUACUUUUGGAAAGUGCUUUUAUUGGCGAUUAUAAUUAGUAUAUAUAGAAUAUCUGCGGGCAAGUUAAUGUUCAGUACUUUAGCGAUUACAAUGCUGCAAGAAAUCACUGGUACUUCUAACAUUUUGAUAUUCACCUUAAUAGUUGAUGGCUUUAUCGUUUUGGGCAACAUACUUUCGUUCUUUGCUUUAAAUAAAAUGAAAAUGAGACCACUUUUGUUUUCCCUUGGCUUUAUAUCAAAUACAACGUUGAUAGUUUUGAGUGCAUGUUUAUAUUUUAUACCUAAAGUUAACGCGUAUUAUUCUUGGAUAAGUAUUACUCUUUUAGCUUUUUAUUUUAUACUAGCCUACACGGGACCAUUCGCUAUCAUAGACGUUUUACUAUCUGAAGUCUUUCCACUUGAUGUGAAGUUAUUUUGUAUGUUAUUUGCUAGUUUUUUAAUAGCCAAUAUAGCGUUCCUUAGUAUAUACUUAGCGCCGAUUAUGUUUGCAACCAUUGGGUACGCUGGUGUCUUCCUACUAAAUGCUACAAUAUCGUUUAUUUGUCUAUUGUACUUAUGGUAUAAUUUACCAGAAACAAAAGGUAGAACGUUACAAGAAAUAGAGUUAUUCUUUAAACAGGGUAAAUUUUAUGAUUCGCAACCCAACGAACAAGCAGGAUUACUAUGACCUCAGACGUUCAAAAACAAUAAUCUCUUCUAUUAUAAUAAUUGUGUGCAUUUUGGAACUUAUCAAUUAUAUCAUGACAUUGUU
This is a messenger RNA of Papilio polytes (common Mormon), 1430 nucleotides long. Its product is annotated as sugar transporter ERD6-like 6. The record is from RefSeq and is a predicted model, not a curated record. Gene Ontology annotation, molecular function: transmembrane transporter activity. Lineage: Eukaryota; Metazoa; Arthropoda; Insecta; Lepidoptera; Papilionidae. Gene Ontology annotation, biological process: transmembrane transport. Gene Ontology annotation, cellular component: membrane. The transcript is spliced from 2 exons. Bases 9 to 1346 code for a protein of 445 amino acids.